CACUUCUCUACAAUGGCAGACAACACCCUCAAAGCGGCGAUCUUGAUCGUCUCAGAUACCGCCUCGCAAGAUCCAUCCACAGAUAGGGUGGGAGACACACUGACUACCGUCAUCUCAGCCGAAGGGUCGAAUAACUGGGGCACGCCCGUUAUCAAGAUCGUCCCCGAUAAUGUGUUGGAUAUCCAACGCUCCAUUUGUGACUGGACUGAUGGUCCAAAUUGGGUUAAUCUUGUGGUCGUAAGCGGUGGUACUGGGUUUGCUACCAAGGAUAUCACGCCUGAGGCCGUAUCGCCUCUCAUCCAUCGUCAUGCAUCUGGCCUGGUACACGGCAUGAUUGCAGCUUCUCUCAAAGUCACCCCUUUUGCAAUGAUGUCUCGCCCUGUUGCUGGUGUGCGAGACAAGACGUUGAUAGUCACCGUACCCGGAUCUCCCAAAGGGGCCAAGGAGAACCUCGAAGCAAUCAUCAAGCUCUUGCCGCAUGCGUGUAGCCAGGCGGCUGGCGCAAACUCCAGAGCCCUGCACGCAGGCGGGGUCAAGAAACUGGAAGCCGAGGCAGGGGUAUCUGCGCCAUCUCCCUCUGGCAGCAAGGCAGACCAUCACCAUCACCACCACCAUCAUCACCAUCACGGUGGUCAUGAUCAUAGUCAUGGACAUGCCGUUCCCCGCGCACAUACUUCCCCGUCAGAACGUCCCCAGUCAAACGACCCCAACGCCGGUCCAAACCGUCGAUACCGCGAGUCUCCGUACCCAAUGCUUUCGGUUGACGAAGCGCUCCAACUGAUCAGCCAGCACACGCCCGAACCGACAAUCAUUGAAGCCCCGGUGACAACAGCGCUCGUCGGAUCUGUCAUCGCUGAAGAUGUCUACGCCCGGGAAGCCGUGCCCGCAUACCGUGCUAGUAUCGUCGACGGCUACGCCGUCAUCACCCCCGAAUCACCCGAUGCCGGGCCCAACACCAAGGGGAUCUUCCCCGUUGCAUCCAUAACCCACGCCAACGAAGGAGGCAUUCUAUCCCCCCUCGAACCCGGUACCAUCGCGCGAAUCACCACCGGCGCACCGCUUCCCCCCAACGCCAACGCCGUAGUAAUGGUCGAAGACACGGUCCUCGCCUCGUCUACUCCCGACGGUCAAGAAGAAGCAACCGUCGAGAUUCUAACCGGCGACAUCAAACCCCAAGAAAACGUCCGCGAACCAGGCAGCGACGUAGCUCUGGGGUCCUGCAUCCUCCGCAAAGGCGACCUGAUCACCUCAGUAGGCGGCGAGAUCGGCCUUCUGGCCGCAACAGGCACCCAGACCGUGAAAGUCUACAAGAAACCCUGCAUCGGAGUCCUCAGCACAGGCGACGAACUCGUCGAACACAACGACCCUCGCAAGCUCCAAGGCGGCCAAAUCCGUGACUCGAACCGCCCGUCUCUCCUCUCCUGCCUCACCUCCUGGGGCUUCCCCACCGUCGACCUCGGCAUCGCUCGCGACACCCCAGUCGGAGAACUGGAGCAAAGCCUCCGCGACGCCCUCAGAGGCGUUGGAAAAGCUCAAUCCAGCGUCGACGUAAUCAUCACCACGGGCGGUGUCUCAAUGGGUGAACUCGACCUCCUCAAACCCACCAUCGAGCGUUCCCUCGGCGGAACCAUUCACUUCGGCCGCGUCUCCAUGAAACCAGGCAAACCUACCACCUUCGCCACAAUCCCAUUCAAGCCCUCCUCCACACCAUCAUUGUCCUCAGGACAGCAGCAACAAGAACGCGAAACCAAACUCAUCUUCUCCCUCCCCGGUAACCCUGCCUCCGCGCUCGUAACCCUCAACCUCUUCGUACUGCCCUCCCUCCACAAGCUCAUGGGCAUGGAACAGCGCAAGAUCACCCCCGCUGGGAUCUCCCCGCCGCUAGGCCUUCCGCUUGUGUCUGUGGUGCUGGCGCAUCCGUUCCCUGUUGAUAAGAAACGCACCGAGUAUCAUCGGGCCAUUGUUACGGCGUCGCGCGAGGAUGGUCGGCUCUAUGCUAUGAGUACGGGAUUGGAGGGGGUGGGACAGCGUAGCUCGAGAGUGGGUAGCUUGGCGAGUGCUAAUGCGCUGUUGGUGCUGAAGCCGGGGACUGGGAAGGUGGAGAAAGGGUCGUUGGUUGAGGCGUUGAUGAUGGGGGCUGUGGUGCCGGAGAAAUGAGGAGAACUCAAUUUAACUACAAGGCUUUGCUCUAGUAGGAUCUAUAGCAUAGUAUACAUUACUUUUUC
Messenger RNA from Aspergillus eucalypticola CBS 122712, 2225 nucleotides. RefSeq names its product bifunctional molybdopterin adenylyltransferase MobB/molybdopterin molybdotransferase MoeA family protein. Lineage: Eukaryota; Fungi; Ascomycota; Eurotiomycetes; Eurotiales; Aspergillaceae. Gene Ontology annotation, biological process: molybdenum incorporation into molybdenum-molybdopterin complex; Mo-molybdopterin cofactor biosynthetic process. Gene Ontology annotation, molecular function: molybdopterin molybdotransferase activity. The coding region runs from base 13 to 2157 and encodes 714 amino acids. The transcript is spliced from 4 exons. Gene Ontology annotation, cellular component: cytosol; cytoplasm. The record is from RefSeq and is a predicted model, not a curated record.